UUAUUGUUUGAACUAUUGCGGAUUUACGUCAGUUAUGUUCCAUUAGGCCAACACUCAAAAUCAACACCGAUAAAGAUUUGCAAAACACAGAUGACCGUCGUCCACAGCUCUAUCACGAGGGUUGCAGGCAGUGCAAACUAACUCAUCUCGACUCUAAUCUGCGUUCGAUUGAGACUUCCUGUGUGGCAGAACUGAGAGCAGGCGAGCGCGUAAUCAGCACUGCCUACAGACUAGUUUACGGUAACACUCUCUAAAAUCGCCGCCUGGACCGACAAAAGUACUCGUUUGGACUUAAUCUGGAAUGAAACGCUUUAUUCUAACUAUAAUGUUGUUGGAUAGACGUUGAGUGCGAGAACUAGACAGCAAAGAGAUCCUCGGUGCGGGUCAAGCACAUCUCACCCGACCAACUGAAAAAGGAGGAGAGGCCAAAAAGACAACUGCAACUGGAGGAAAAAAGUGUCUACAAUCCUCACGGAUUGCCACAACGUCGAAGAUUAUCGUGACAUGAUGGCUACGGAGGAACUCUACGAGGUGGAGAGAAUAGUAGGCAAACGUAAGAACAAAAAGGGCAAGACUGAGUACCUGGUCCGCUGGAGAGGCUACGGCUUUGAGGGAGACAGCUGGGAGCCGGAGAAUCACCUGUCCAGCUGCGUUGAGUUCAUCCAUGAAUUUAACCGGCAACACAGCGAGAAGCAGAAAGAUGUAGCUUUACUCCGUUCCACACGCAGCUCUCCCAGCACAGCCGGAGGCAACGCCCGCAAACAAAUCAGCAGGCCUCAGCAGUCCUCAGUGAGUCCUAACACAGCGAAGACCUCUCCCCCCACCCCAAACACACCCUCCACAAAACGGCUUCAGCCAGCACAGCAUUCACCGCACAACAGUGAUGCGCAGCAGCAGAAGAGUAAGCGAUCGGCUGGCGUGAGUAGCAGUGGCACUGCCGUUACGAGCACAGUCACUGACACGGCUCCGACGGCAGCACCGACAGCUGCUCCCACUGUGAGUGCGCUGCGGCGUAGUAUGGACCUGGCUAAAUCUGGCAUCAAAAUCCUAGUGCCGAAGAGCCCAAUGAACAGCCGCACUGACACAGAGGAGUCUCCCAGUGAGGCAGCGCACAGUCUGGAGCAGGGAGGCCAAGAGCCAGAUGCUGUGCCCCCUGAAGUGGCCUUGCUGGAGAAACCCGCCAGAGCUGUGCGUGUACAAGGAGAGGAACGGGCUCGUAUGGGCACGAGGCCCAGAACGCAAACAGCCCUUCUGCCACCGCAGAUUCCCAUUACCCCCGCUGCCGUCCGCACGUUAAACGGGAAAGGCGCGACUACCCUCAUGGAGGCCUCGUCUGCAAAUGGAACUGCCAUUACUCAGAGUGCUGGGGCAGGAGUGAUGAGCAGCUCAGGGCUGACAGGCAAAAGGCGUUUUGAGGACCGUGCAUCUUUCGACAAGCGUCUGCGCUUUAGUGUUCGUCAAACUGAGAGUGCUUACCGCUACAGGGAUAUUGUAGUUAAGAAACAAGAUGGCUUUACACACAUUCUGUUUUCUACAAAGACCUCUGAGAACAACUCACUGAAUCCUGAUGUAAUGAAAGAGGUUCAGAGUGCCAUGGCCACAGCUGCAGCUGAUGACAGUAAACUUGUUCUACUGAGCGCCGUGGGAAACAUCUUCUGCUUUGGCCUCGACUUCAUCUAUUUUAUUAGGCGGCUCACGGAUGAUAGGAAAAAAGAAAGUAUCAAAAUGGCGGAGACAAUCAGAACUUUCGUCAACACAUUUAUUCAGUUCAAGAAGCCCAUCAUUGCUGCUGUGAAUGGACCUGCUAUUGGGCUUGGAGCGUCUAUCUUGCCCCUGUGCGAUGUCAUCUGGGCCAAUGAGAAGGCUUGGUUCCAGACUCCUUACACAAUCUUUGGCCAAACCCCAGAUGCCUGCUCCUCUGUAACAUUCCCUCUCAUCAUGGGAGUCGCCUCGGUGAGUACAUCAAGUGUGCCUCUGCAUGAAUAA
Sinocyclocheilus rhinocerous is the source of this 1986-nucleotide messenger RNA. Its product is annotated as chromodomain Y-like protein. Bases 505 to 1986 code for a protein of 493 amino acids. Gene Ontology annotation, cellular component: nucleus. The record is from RefSeq and is a predicted model, not a curated record. NCBI's taxonomy places the organism in Eukaryota, Metazoa, Chordata, Actinopteri, Cypriniformes, Cyprinidae. Gene Ontology annotation, molecular function: transcription corepressor activity. The transcript has 5 exons.